Molecule: messenger RNA, 735 nt
Organism: Manacus vitellinus (golden-collared manakin)
Lineage: Eukaryota; Metazoa; Chordata; Aves; Passeriformes; Pipridae
Gene: PSMB4
Product: proteasome subunit beta 4
Exons: 5
Coding region: 1-612 (203 amino acids)
Cellular component (GO): proteasome core complex
Source: RefSeq, a predicted model, not a curated record
AUGGGCGGCGAGGGCCGGCAGGGCAUCAUCAUCCCAGGGCCGGGACGUGCCAGCACCACCGAGGGACAGGGCACCGUCCCCACCAUCCGGCCUGGCACGGGCGGGGAGCAGGUGGUGGAAAACCGCGGGGGCUCGGACGCGGCCGGGGCUGGCACCGGGCUCGAUCCCAGCCGGGCCGGGAAGAGGAUCCUGCUUUUUCUUUCCAAGCUCAGAAACCAGGGAGAGGCUUCGCCCUUCCCACCCCGGCUCCGCUCCCGUUCGGGGGGCUCUGGCAGCGUUUUGGGCACCCUCUUCCUUCCCUGUGCCCUCAGGUUCCUGGGAUACGUGGACAUGCUGGGAGUGGCCUACGAGGCGCCGACGUUGGCCACGGGUUUUGGGGCCUACCUGGCUCAGCCCCUGAUGAGGGAGGUCCUGGAGAAGAAGCAGAGCCUGACCCAGGAGGAGGCCCGGGACCUCCUGGAGCGCUGCCUGCGGAUCCUCUACUACAGGGACGCCAGAUCCUUCAACAGGUAUGAACUCGCCACCGUGACGGAGAAGGGGGUGCAGGUGGAGGGACCCCUGACCCUGGAAGCCAACUGGGACAUCGCCCACGUGGUCAGCGGCUUCGAGUGAACCCCGGGAGCUGCUCCAGGUCGUCGUGUCCUUUGUAUCCCACCCUUUGUGUCCUCGUCCCUCUGGAAUGUCCCUCUGGAAUGUCCCAUCCGUGGUUUUGGGAAUAAAAACAAGACCUUUUAA